AUGGCACCUCUGAAAGUUCUCAUCGUUGGAGGAGGCGUUGCAGGUCCCGCUCUGGCCUUCUGGCUAUCUCGUAUUGGGCAUCAAGUCAUCGUCGUUGAACGAUUCCCCGCCUUGAGAGCCUUAGGCGCCCAAAUCGAUCUUCGGGGACAGGGUAUCGAGGCUGCCAAGCGCAUGGGGCUUAUUGAGGCCAUUCGCAGCAAACUUGUCGACGAGGAGGGGAUGUCCUUCGUUGAUACCAAUGGAAAAGUCAAAGGAACCAUUCCGGCCAAUAAGUCGGGGAAAGGAGCACAAUCUCUGACCUCUGAGUAUGAGAUUAUGCGAGGAGAUCUUGUUCGAAUUUUCUACGAAGCAACAAAAGACAGAGUACAAUAUAUCUUUGGCAAAACGGUUGAUCGUUUCACACAAGAUGACGAAAAAGUCACCGCGCAGUUCUCGGAUGGCACAACCGACACGUUUGAUAUUCUCGUUGGAGCCGACGGCCAGGGCUCACGAAUCCGAAAAGACAUCUUACCCCCUGAUUCCCCAGAUCCGUAUCGCCCACUGGGGUUGCACAUGGCUUACUGGUUCAUUCCUCGAGACGAAACUGACAGUAGCAUUUGCAGCUCCUACCUCAGCCCCGGCGGCCGAAUGAUCAUGCGAAGAAGUCACAGUGCCACCGAAUCGAAUGUGUGUUUCUUCCUGAGAUCGGCCUCCGAUGAAUUGCGAAGUAUCCCAAGAGCAUCGAUCGAACAACAAAAGGAGUUCUGGACGCAGAAAUUCCGCGGCGCGGGAUGGCAAACCGACCGCUUCCUGGAGGGCAUGAAGACGACCGAAAAUUGGUUUUGUCUAGAUCUCGUCCAAAUCAGAACAGACACCUGGCAUUCGGGCCGGGUUGUACUUCUCGGUGAUGCGGCGCAUUGCCCUUCUCCACUGACCGGCAUGGGAACUACCAGCAGCUUAGUGGGAGCAUAUGUUCUGGCUGGCGAGAUCGCGCGCAAUAGCGAUGAUAUGUCUCAGGCAUUUAGAACAUAUAACGAGAAACUUCGACCGUUGGUCAAUGAGGUUCAGGAUGUCAACCUGUUGUUGCUGAGAUUGGCUGUUCCGGACUCCCAGUGGGCGAUCUCUAUUAUCCACUUUAUCUUUGGGAUCAUCUGUUUCUUUCGGAUACCUGAGCUUAUAUCCCGUUUCUCGAAUGAUAGAGAUGGAGGCUGGAAAUUGCCUGAUUAUCCAGAGCUGGAACUGGGUGAUGAAACUGCUGCACCCAGAGGUCACGGACCGCUAUGA
Messenger RNA from Penicillium canescens, 1263 nucleotides. RefSeq lists its product as uncharacterized. The transcript has a single exon. The record is from RefSeq and is a predicted model, not a curated record. Gene Ontology annotation, molecular function: FAD binding. NCBI's taxonomy places the organism in Eukaryota, Fungi, Ascomycota, Eurotiomycetes, Eurotiales, Aspergillaceae. Bases 1 to 1263 code for a protein of 420 amino acids.